Molecule: messenger RNA, 3481 nt
Organism: Monodelphis domestica (gray short-tailed opossum)
Lineage: Eukaryota; Metazoa; Chordata; Mammalia; Didelphimorphia; Didelphidae
Gene: ARMC9
Product: armadillo repeat containing 9
Biological process (GO): cilium assembly
Cellular component (GO): centriole; ciliary tip; ciliary basal body
Molecular function (GO): protein binding
Source: RefSeq, a predicted model, not a curated record
GAACCUCGUCCCGCGGACCCCGCCCAAGGCCCCCUCCCUUUUCCUAUGCCUCAUCUUCUCUCCUUUGGGAACCCUCUCCCUUCCAGCCGACCCUUCCCCUCUCCCCUCAUACCACAUCUUCUCCCAACCCCUCUCCCCUCCCCCACUCCUAAAACUCCCCUCCCUCACCUCAGCUCCUCCUCCACUCUGGCCUGCUGGGGAGCUGCCCCCUCCCCCCUUGGAGGAAGGGAUGUCUUGAGGUCUUUUAGAUCUGGGCUUCUUAACAUGGAGUCCCAGAUCUUGGAAGGGGGCGGUCCCCUCGUCAUUUUCACUACUGUCUAGCUGAAAUUGACCUCCUUCCUGAUCUGGAAAAGAGUGUCCCAGGCUUCCCAGUGCCCACGGAGUCCCCAUUUGAGCCGUUGUCCCUAUCCAUUGAAGGGGAUUUGGGGGAGUGCAGGGGCUGCUUUGUGGCCCCUCGGACCUGAUAUUUUGUUAUGAGAACGUCCUUGAAUCUUCAGAAUGGGAGAUAUUCUAGCUUCUGAAGCUGAAUUGCUUGGACUGGUGAAAGAGUACUUGGACUUUGCUGAGUUUGAAGACACUGUGAAGACCUUUUUAAAGGAGUGCAGAAGUAAAGGGAAACCUUUGUCCAAAACCCCCACUGGCUCUUUGAGAGACUCGAAAACGCUGCUUAUCCAGAAGGAUCUCGUGACCGCCUUUGAUAAUGGUGACCAGAAGGCCUUCUUUGAGCUGUGGGAAGAGCACGUCCCGACCACCACCCGUGCGGGAGACACACUGGCCCAGAAGCUGGAAUUCUACCUGCACAUCCACUUUGCCAUCUUCCCUCUGAAGCACCGCUCGGGAAAAGCUGAUAAAGCAGAAUUCGAUGGAAGGAUUUCUUACUUCAAAGCCUACUUGGAGACCAAAGGAGCAGCCCUGAGCCAGACCACAGAGUUCCUUCCAUUUUACGCCCUUCCCUUCGUCCCCAACCCCGCGGUGCAUCCUUCCUUCAAGGAGCUCUUCCAGGACUCCUGGAUUCCCGAGUUAAAGAUGAGGCUGGAGAGCUUCCUGGCCUCGACGCUCAAAGCCAGUAACACUCCGAGGCUUUUCACCCUCUACAAGGAGAGCGGCCAGAACAGCAAAGAGAUGCUGCAGCAGCUGCAUCAGCAGCUCGUGGAGGCCGAGCGGAGGACCAUGACGUACCUGAAGCGCCACAACAAGAUCCAGGCCGACUACCACAACCUCAUCGGCGUCACGGCCGAGUUAGUGGAUUCUCUGGAGGCCACCGUGAAUGGCAAGAUGAUCACCCCGGAGUAUCUGCAGAGCGUCUGUGUCCGUCUCUUCAGCAACCAGAUGAGGCAGAGCCUGGCCCACAGCAUCGACUUCACCAGACCAGGAACGGCUUCCACCAUGCUGAGAGCCUCCCUGGCGCCCGGGAAGCUGAAGGAGGUCCCCCUGCUGCCCUCCCUGGACUACGAGAAGCUGAAGAAGGACCUGACCUUCGGGAGCGACCGGCUGAAGGCCUUUCUGCUGCAGGCCCUGCGAUGGCGUCUGACCACGUCCCACCCCGGAGAGCAGAGGGAGACGGUGCUGCAGGCCUACAUCAGCAACGACCUGCUGGACUGCCAGAGCCACCGCCAGAGGAACGUGCUCCAGCUGCUGCAUUCCAAGAGUGACGUGGUCCGACAGUACAUGGCGCGGCUCAUCAAUGCCUUGGCAUCACUCGCAGAAGGCCGCCUCUACCUCUCCCAGAACACCAGGCUGCUGAGGAUGCUGGAGGAGCGGCUGAAAGAGGAGGACCAGGACCUGCUCACCCGCGAGAACGUGCUCGGCGCCCUGCAGAAGUUCAGCCUGAGGCGCGGGCUGCAGUCCACCAUGAUCCAGGACGGCCUCAUCUUCUGGCUCAUCGACGUCCUCAAGGACCCCGACUGCCUGUCCGACUACACGCUCGAGUACUCCGUGGCCUUACUGAUGAACCUCUGCCUGCGCAGCGCAGGUAAGAACAUGUGCGCCAAGGUGGCCAGUUUGGUGCUCAAAGUCCUUUCAGAUCUGCUCGGCCAUGAAAAUCACGAGAUACAGCCGUACGUGAAUGGCGCCUUGUACAGCAUCCUUUCCAUCCCAUCCAUUCGGGAGGAAGCAAGGGCGAUGGGGAUGGAGGAAAUCCUUCGGUGUUUCAUCAAGGAAGGCAAUGCCGAGAUGAUCCGCCAGAUCGAAUUCAUCAUCAAGCAGCUUAACUCAGAAGAGCCACCGGACAUAAUUCUCGAGUCUGAUGACGAAGAAGAGGAAGAUGAUGAAGAGGACCAGGACACGAUGGAGUCCGACCUGGACAAGGACGAAGUGAUCCAGCCCCAGCUCGGCGAGCUGUGCGGGGAGAAGCUGCUCACCUCCGAGUACCUGGGCAUAAUGACCCACUCGGGCAAGGCCAGGAGGAGGGGGGCUCCCGGAGGCGCCCCGCCACACGAGGAUGAGCCGCUGCAGAGGCCCGUCACGCCGGGGUACCAUAAGAACGCGCACGCCGCCGCCACGCUGGAAACCGACUUCCUCCCUCCGGGUGCAGCCCGGCCCCCACGAGGCGGCCCGCUCCAGGCGCCCCCCGGCCCGCGGCCCCCUACUCGCAGCGGAAGCAGAGCCAGUGCCUUGGACUCGGGUGCCCCUCCUGCACCCUUCAGCCCGGGACCCUACAAGCUGUUUGCCUCAGCCCAGCGGGAAGGCCGGCACGUCCUGUCAGCGGAUGAGUCCAGCGAGGCCCUGGAGCCACCCCACGGCCAAGGGAGUAGGCAGCCAAGCAGAGAAUUCGCUGUGGCCUUCACCAGCAAACCCCGGAUCCCCCGCACCCCCGAGACCCAAGGGGGGAGCCCUCGGAAGACCAAGACCCCAGCCAUCGCCCCGCAGUUUUCUCACUCCGGGCCCCAGCAGACCAGCCGCCCCAGCUCCACGGGCUCCUCCGUGAGAAGCAGGCAAAGCAGCCAGUCCUACAGGAAGUGAGGACAGGCCCUGUCCUUGGCGUCCACCCUGUCUGUGAGGCCGGCCGGCUUCCUGCCCUGAGCGGGCGACAGCUGCGGCGCUCUGGCGUGAGCGGGGCUCUCGGGCCUCUCCCCGACCGUCCCGUCGUGGGGACUCCGUGUCAGCAGCCGCCAAGCGGUGCCGGCCGCCAGCAACAAUGGAGCCCACUCUUGAUUCAUGCUCAGUUCUAGGACCAGCCCCAGAACCCCCGCUGCCCCGAGGCCUGAGGGAUGCCGGCUGCCCCCCCAGGAGGUGGGGAAGCCACGGCCACACGGCCUGCCCCGCCCCGGGCCCAUCUGUCCGGUGAGGCCAGACAGAAGAAUCUGCGGUUUCCCUGUCUCCCUCCCCCCCCCCCCCCCCGGCACUAGCCAGGGCACCUCUGCGGCCCUGGGGAGGCGGGCGAGUCCCGGGCCAGGGAAGGUUCAGGGGAGGAGGGAGAAGGGGCAGGGAGGGCAGUGACCGGGCAGGGGCGAACAUCAAUAAAAUGGCUCUGAAAAGGAAA